This is a messenger RNA of Gorilla gorilla gorilla (western lowland gorilla), 910 nucleotides long. RefSeq lists its product as uncharacterized. Gene Ontology annotation, biological process: viral process. The transcript has a single exon. The annotation marks the transcript as partial. NCBI's taxonomy places the organism in Eukaryota, Metazoa, Chordata, Mammalia, Primates, Hominidae. The record is from RefSeq and is a predicted model, not a curated record.
CCACCCCACAGGGCUGUCAGUAACCCACCUCCCGGGAGGCCCAGUGAAGGCCAGGCUGGCAGUCUUCUUCCUGCAGGGAACCAGCCCCUCUCCCCAGUCACCUGGGGGCAAAUGAGAAGGGGAGGGGCAAGCAAGGGGCCUCCUGUUCCUGUGGUGAGGGUGGGUGAGGAAGUCCAGGAACCACAGUCCAGCUGCAGCCCAAGCCCUGGAAGCCAAAGACUGGGGCCCAGCCAGAGGCCACUUGGGCACGAAGAAGGGCUGCAGCAGCCGGAGCUAAGAAUGGCCUCUAGAAAGGGGCCGUGCCAGCCACUCUCUCAAACGUGGUCUGUGGGGAUCGGGUGGGGCCCCUCCUGGAUGCCCCUUGGGGGCUGGUGGGCCCAGCCUUGUAUUUGGACAUUAAAGGCAAAGGAAACGCCAGCCAGUCAAACCACCUCUGCCAUUCUUCCUCUUCUGGGAGUGGCUGGAGUUGAAGGCAGUGCUCGUGUUCAUGGCCCUUUCGCUACGUCUGAUUUGUUGCAGAUCCAACAGCAUCUGGGAUCUUCCUCUGAAAAUCCCUCUCAUUAUCACAAGGAAUUCCUGCACAUUACUCAGUCCUUUAAUUUAACGUGGCAUGACAUUUAUAUCAUUCUAACCUCCACCCUCACUCCUGAUGAAAAGGGCGCCCCUGGCGUUCAGCUGAAACCCACACAGAUGAACUCCAUAAUCAAGCCCCUGUACAAAAUCCAGUGGCCAAUGAUGCAGUUCCCCACAGAGACCCAGACUGGAUUUACCAUCAGGGAGACAGUGGCAGCAGUCUGGAUUGACAGAGCAGGAGCAUCAUCAUCUUAGACAAGCAUCACCCCUGUGAGUUCUACUUGAUUCAAAACUGCCUAAAUCCAGCCCCAAAACAUCAGCCUAAUGGCUAAUGUCA